GGGACCUGCUAUGAUCGUAAACUGCUACUACGAGACAUGGGUAUUUGGUCCAUUAGCUUGUCAAAUUUACGGAAUGUGCGGAUCUCUUUUUGGCUGUAUCUCCAUUUGGACAAUGACAAUGAUUGCAUUCGACAGAUACAAUGUCAUCGUUAAAUAUAUUACUGGCAAGCCACUGACUCAUGGUGGAGCAAUCCUUAGAAUAUUCUUCGUCUGGGCUGCAUCCCUAUUAUGGACAUUGUUGCCACUUUUCGGAUGAAAUAGAUACACACCCGAAGGAAAUAUGACUGCAUGCGGUACUGACUAUUUGACACCAGGAUGGACUAGUCGCAGUUAUGUCUUAGUUUAUGGAAUCUGGGUCUAUUUCCUUCCACUUCUGUUAAUCAUCUACUCAUAUUACUUUAUCAUGCAAGCCAUAACUGCACAUGAGAAGAACAUGCGAGAACAGGCUAAAAAGAUGAAUGUUGCAUCCUUAAGAUCAUCAGAAAAUCAAGCACAGAGUGUUGAAUGCAAACUAGCCAAAAUAGCCUUAAUGACAAUCUCAUUGUGGUUUAUGGCUUGGACACCAUAUUUAGUCAUCAACUUUGCAUCAAUCUUUGAUAUGGCAAAAAUAACUCCUUUGGGUUCAAUCUGGGGCUCAGUUUUCGCUAAAGCGAACUCUAUUUAUAAUCCAGUAGUCUACGGUAUCAGCCAUCCUAAAUAUCGUGCUGCUCUCAUCAAGACAUUCCCAUCGUUGGUAUGCGGUGGAAAGGAUGACUUAUCUGACGCCCAAUCAUCUGGUACAGCUUUGUCAACUGUUUCUGAAGAAAAACCAGUAGCAUAA
This is a messenger RNA of Chironomus riparius, 820 nucleotides long. Lineage: Eukaryota; Metazoa; Arthropoda; Insecta; Diptera; Chironomidae. The record is from the annotation of a GenBank genome assembly.